AUGGACGAAAUGUCUAAGGGCAUGUCACAAACAGGAAGCACCGCUGCAACUGACAAAAGUUUAGAAAAUGAUGGCUCAUCGACGCCGUUAGUGUAUGUGAACGAAUCGUGCCUCGAGUGUGAAAGAGUUCGCGCUGCGUGUGAGCGACUGGGCGUCCUGGCUCCGGUGCGGGCACCGGACUCCCUGCCUACGACGCAGCAACAACCGGCGCCGGCAUCCUACUUUGUGACCGCACCUUUUGAGGGAGAACUUUUCGAUGCAGCACAUAAAGCCAAAUAUAGGGUACUGGGGCCUACUGCAGUUCUGCAGUUGGCGGAGCGGGAAGAGCCACCACCAGCGAAUGCGCGACCGCUCUACUCGCUGGCAAUGCGAGGAGCAGUCAUAUGCUUCUCGGGAUUUCGAAAAAAAGACGAGCUUACGUACCUGAUUACCUUGAUCCACUACAUGGGUGGUUCUAUCCGUAAGGACAUGUCGAGUAAAGUGACGCACCUGAUAGCGGCGGCCGCGACGGGGGACAAGUAUCGGUACGCGUCGGGCUUCGGCCUGCCGGUGCUGGCCAGGUCGUGGGUGGACGCCUGCUGGGACCGUCGCGACGAUUACCAAUGUCUGGCCACUGAUGAUGCUAUCAUUAAAGAGCACAAAUUAAAAGUGUUUGCUGGAGCGCGGGUAUGCUUCGUGGGCUUCCCAGAGGAUGAGACGCAACACAUGGCGGACGUGCUCGCCAGCAACGGCGGCGCCACCUGCCCCCUCGACGACUCCGACUGUACUCACGUUGUAAUGGCCAAUGGGGAGACUUUCGGUCGUUCGCUUAUCCUUUCACCACAUCUCAACACUCCCGAUUCAUCCGCAAAGCCCUCCCGUUCCACACCCAACCGAUCCCAAACUACUCCAAAGAGCUCUCUUUACCGUAGACUGUCGGCACGUCUAUCGGGCCGCCGCGCUAGUCCAAACAAACAAACAAACCAAACCAACGAAGAUAAUAAACGAGAUGAAACUGAUGAACGUUUACGACUUGCGAGAGACAGUAUUAGAAAUAGUAUAAGUAAUUAUAAGGAUAAAUCCCAAUCUGAAGAUAUCAGUAUUAUUAAUGUAGAUAAAUCAUUUAUUGAUGAUUUUUGUUCUGAUGUUCACGAUAGAAAUGUUGAAAUGCGAAAACAUAAAAAUAAUGAUAAGGAAAACAAGUUUUUAUCGCAAAUCAUUUAUGGCGGUGCCAAAAUGAAUGGCAAGGAAAAGAGAGAAGUGUUUAGAAACAAAUCAAUAAAUGUCUUUAACAUAGUAGAUUGCUUAACAGAGGCCGGGUCUCUGCAUUCUUCGCUCACGAAAAGUUUAUGUGAUUUAGAUUCAAAAGAUGAAACAGAAUUUCCGUUGCCAGUGUCAUCGAGAAAUAAAGAACUACAGCAAUCAAACACGACUAUUUCUUCUGGUAAAAAAAGAAGCCGAAAUUCUACUGACUCUAAUUUCCAAAUAAGUGCCAUAGAUAGUAAUAAUUUAUCUCCUGAUAAGUCUGAGGACGUUAAUUGGAAGUCAAUAAAAAGGUUAAAGAUUAAAGAUUCUUUCAAGUUCAAGAACAAACCUACUAUAUUUAAAAGAACUAAAAAAGAAUCUGUUUCUAAAACAUCAGGUGAUAUAACAGUAGAAGCUGUGAGUCCCGAUAGCGUUAAACCUACUGACCCUGCAGGAGAAUUCGUUGCUUCGACCUCCUCGCCUAUUAAAGAGUUUGAUAACAUAUCCAUUUCAUCUAUGAAUAUUAGUAAACAGUCUGGAUUUUUUGAUAUUUCUUUUGCUUCAAUAAGGAGUUCCAAAACGGUAAAAUCUGCAUCUAAACUACGAAGAAGCGUGAAGUCUUUCACUGCUUCCUUUCGAAGCGAGCGGAAGAAGAAAUAUGAAAAGAGAGCCGAACGUAACACGGUCGAAGUUAACCCUUGUCAUCUACCGCCAGAACUGAAAAAUGUUUCGACACCAAAGAGAGAUUUAGACGAUAUGAAUUUUGAUAUAUCUCCGGUGCAAGUGGACACAGUGGACAGCACCGAUAUGAGAACUCCGGUCAGAGACGAGCCGGACGUGGACGAGUUAGAUGACUCGGCGGUGUUCAAGACGCCGCAGAGCACGUGGCUGCGAGCGCACCGCCACGCGGCGUGCGGCGGCCCCGACCCACACCCCUCCCCCGCCCCCUCGCCGCGCCGCGCCGAGCUGCGCGUCUCGCCGCCCCCCACCCGCGACGCCCGCGCCUUGUCGCAAUGCCAUGGACUAUCGCUACCGGUAGUGGACGAGCACAACACAGUUGUAGCACCGGAGUGUUCGCCGCGUGUUCAUGUUGUCAAAGCAGAAUGGUUCUGGGCCUCAGUACAAAAUGAAGAAGCUCAAGACGAAAGAGAAUAUCUUUUCAAAGAUUACUUGGAGGAGCUGUCACGACGGUCGUCGGUGGGCGGCGCGUGCGCGGCGGGCGUGGCGGCGGGCAUGGCGGCGGGCGAGGCGGAGGGCGGCGCGGGCGCGGCGGGCGGCACGCCGGCGGCGCUGCAGCGCCUGCGCAAGCGCAAGCUGCGCGGCGGCGACGCGGCGCUGCACAAGCGGCGCUCGUCCGUGGGGGACGCCGUGCUGCUCAGCCUCUCCGGCAAUCUGCUGGAUUGUACGCCCUCGCCCGAUGGCAAGCAGCUGCUUGAAGAGUCCGAAGUACCUGACAAUGUGGUGCGAAAAUUGAUGUCUCCGCGACAACAAGUUUUUAUGGAAUUACUUCAAACAGAAUCAAAUUAUGUUGGAAUACUGCAGACAAUUGUAACUAUGUUCAAACAACCGCUGGAAGAGAUGGCUGAGGAAGACACCAAUAAUGGCAAAAAUCAAGCAUUGCUCAAUAACACUGAACUUAAAAUAAUUUUCGGCAAUUUACCGCCUAUUUAUGAAUUACACCAGCGAAUGCUGGAGGAGCUCCACUACGCGCAGGCGCACUGGAGCGAGGAGGUGAGCAUCGGCCGCCUCGUGCUGCGCUACACGCCCGACAUGGUAAAGGCCUACCCGCCCUUCGUCAACUUCUUCGAGAACACCAAGGAGAUGCUGCAACAAUGUGACCGUGAGAACCCAAGAUUUCAUGCAUUCCUGAAAAUCUGUCAAACCAAACCAGAGUGUGGCCGUCAAAGUUUACAGGAAUUAUUAAUAAGACCAGUGCAGCGACUACCUAGUAUAAGCUUAUUGUUAGAUGAUAUCUUGAAGCACACGCACAAGAGCAACCCAGACCACGCGGCGCUGGUGUCGGCGCUGGCGGGGCUGCGUGAGGUGAUGUCGCACAUCAACGAGGACAAGCGCAAGACGGAGGGCCAGCUGCAGAUGUUCGACAUAUAUAAUGAUAUCGAUCAGUGUCCGGCUCACUUAGUGUCGUCACAUCGAUCGUUUGUGUCUCGCUGCGAAGUGGUGGAGCUGUCGAAGGAAUUGUCCGGGCGUGGUGACCAUCUCGUUCUAUUCCUUUUCACUGAUACCAUGGAAGUGUGCAAGAAAAGAUCAAAGGCUUUCAACAGUAAAAGCCCAACGAACGGCACCGGCACCAUGCGGAUAGGCUCCAGCAAGCCCUACCGCCACAUCUCGCUGAUGCCGCUCAGCACCGUCAAGCGCGUCGUCGACAUACGGGAGGCGGAAGACUGUCACAAUGUAUUCGCGCUGAUGUGCCGCAGCAACCAGGAGCUGAAGGAGAAGCUGUACUCCUUCAUGAUCACGGACGAGGCGGUCGACAAGUCGCACUUCCUGCGCCAGCUGUGCCGGCAGAUGGCCAACACCGUCUGCAAAGCUGAUGCCGAUAAAUUCCUUGCAUGCCUGGAGUCGCACCAGCUCGACAUCGACACCAGCGACCUGGCGCUCAGCACGCUCUCCAAGGUGUCCAAGUUCGCCGCGCGCACCCGCAUCAAGCUGGAGGCGCUGGCGGGGCUGGGCGGCUGGCUGCGCGCAGACCCCGGCGCCGUCCUGCUUGACACAUGGGUAUUGCGCGCUCACUUACUCGCACAGGUGGGGCGUGCGCUGUCCUUCAACAAGACGCCCUCGAAGCUGAAGCGCGCCAUGUCGUCGAUGAUCUCCCCGUUCGGCUCCACGUCCAACCUCACGCCCGCGUCGCAGCUCGCGCAGAUGAGGCUCGCCAGUUGCAAUAAUAUAAAUCGUGAAGGAGCAACAAACAUACACACCAAUACAAAGUUUCGCAUUUACAAUAGUAAUCCCAUAAUGUUACGCUGUGCGUGCCAGGAGAUGGGCUCGAGCGCGGGCGGCGGCGGCGCGGGCGCGGCGGUGCUGGUGGCGCCGCUGUCGGUGCAGCCCACGCGCAAGGCGGCGGGCGCGGCCGCGGCGCUGCGCCGCUUC
Messenger RNA from Brenthis ino (lesser marbled fritillary), 4332 nucleotides. Lineage: Eukaryota; Metazoa; Arthropoda; Insecta; Lepidoptera; Nymphalidae. The record is from the annotation of a GenBank genome assembly.